CCUAUCGCGGGACACCCCUCUCUUUUAGUGUUGAGUUCCAAGAUGGUGGCGUAAGGAGUUCAGAAGUUCGGAAAGCGACCUCGCCAGUUUCUCUGUGGCCAAAACUUAAUUCAGUCAGGAACAACUGGGCAGAGAAAGCUGCUGACUCCUGUUCCACCAUGGUGUUCUUCAACUGUAAUGCCUGUGGGCAGACUGUGAAGAAGAACCAGGUAGAGAAACACUACCUCACCGCCUGCCGCAGCUGUGACAUGCUGUCAUGUCUGGACUGUGGCAAGGACUUCUGGGGAGAUGACUACAAGACCCACACACAGUGUAUCAGUGAAGAAGACAAGUAUGGAGGGAAGGGCAUCACAGGACACAGGAUGACCAAGGGGGAGGCCAAGCAGGAUGCCUGGCUAAAACAAGUGCAGAAGUCCAUGAAUGAUGCCAAUGCUUCUCCACAAGUGAGAAAUCUGUGGGAGAGACUUUCACAGUAUUCCAACAUUCCCAGGAAGAAGGCCAAGUUUGAGAACUUUGUGAAGAACAGUUUACGGAUCCACAACAACCAUCUAGUGACCCAGGUGUGGGAGGUGUUUUCUGCUGCACAGCAACAACAACAGAAGGAACAACAGAAAAAACAGAAGUCGGAAUCAGAACAAAAGGACAAAGAAGAAGUUAUUAAAGAUCAGUUGACAGAAGAGAAAAACUUGGACAGUGAUUCCAAGGAAGACAGUGGUAAGAUCAGUAAACGUCAGAGGAAGGAAGAAAGGAGACUGAAGGCCAACAAGAAAGAGAAAAAAGACAGGUCUAAGAAAAAUGGUGAUGCUGAGACAGUUCCAAAGCAAAAGAAGCAGAAAAAGAGCAAGAAGACAGAAGAAAAUGUACUGGAAAAUGGUUCAAUAGAGAGAAAAAAGGAGGACGAAAAGAUGGAAAAUGAUGAUGCCCUCAGUCCUCAAAAAGCCAAGAAGAAGAAAAGAAAGCACCAAGACCUUGAAGAAGAUACAGGCAAAGAGAAAAUUGCAGAAGACAGUAAUAUAGACAACAGUGGAGAGCAACCAAAGAAGAAAAAGAAAAAGUUGGAACAACCAGAAGAGGAUGUGGAGCAACCGUCCAAACCAGCUAAAUUCCCAUGGGAAUCAGUGAUUAGUACAGUACUUCUCAAGGCAGAUGACCACGAGCUGUCUGUCAAGAAACUGAGGAAAAAGGUGCUUGCUGAGUUCCAUGCUCAGGGAGGGGAUGGCAAGACAAGAACUGAGGAAAAAUUGUUGGCAGCCUUCGACAAGAAGGUCAACAAGAACCCAAGGUUCAAGGUCACAAAAGAAUAGAGUCAAACUGGUCCAGUAAUUUGUUAACUAAACAUGUUAGUUGAUAAAGUUCUGGUUACAUGAUAACUGAGUCAGUGGUUUAUCAUUUGUUAUAAACUCUGUCAGAGACAUCUGUGGCUGUCUGCCAUCUGUUUAUAUCUGAGAAUAAGAUUGGGGUUUUGAUUGGAGGCAGCUAUAGAUUUAGUCAACUAAUUUUGACAGAACUAAAAGCUUAAAUAUGGUAAGUUAAUACUAUCAGUCCACAAUAGCAACUUUUUUGUCGGUAAGCAUCGAUUCUUUGCCAUGUUUGAUAUUUAAUUCUGUUAAAAUAAUUUUCUACAGCAGUGUAGUCAACACUUUGAACAAAAACCAUGUACACUUAUUGGUUCAAACACAUCCAUUUUGCAGAUUGAUAUUAAA
Molecule: messenger RNA, 1703 nt
Organism: Branchiostoma belcheri (Belcher's lancelet)
Lineage: Eukaryota; Metazoa; Chordata; Leptocardii; Amphioxiformes; Branchiostomatidae
Product: cell growth-regulating nucleolar protein-like
Exons: 9
Coding region: 159-1304 (381 amino acids)
Biological process (GO): rRNA processing; negative regulation of transcription by RNA polymerase II
Cellular component (GO): nucleolus
Molecular function (GO): DNA binding
Source: RefSeq, a predicted model, not a curated record